Messenger RNA from Closterium sp. Yama58-4, 1101 nucleotides. The record is from the annotation of a GenBank genome assembly. Lineage: Eukaryota; Viridiplantae; Streptophyta; Zygnematophyceae; Desmidiales; Closteriaceae.
AUGGGUGCCAUCUCUUUGCCUUUGAGUAGGUCUGUGUUGAAGGAGCAGGGGAAUGCGGCGUUCUCUCGAGGCGAGUACGAGGAGGCAGUGGGGCUCUUCACGCGAGCCAUUCAAGUGGAUCCCAGCUGGAGUGUUCUCUUCAGCAACCGAUCAGCCGCCCAUGCAGCCUUGAAGAAUUUCCAGCAGGCGUUGCACGAUGGCAGGAAGGCACUGCAGUUGCAACCUAGGUGGUCAAAGGCGUACUCUCGCAUUGCAGUGGCACAUUAUGGGAUGAAGCAGUAUGUGGAGGCCGCAGCAGCAUACGAGAAGGGGUUGAAGUGCGACCCUCACAGCACCGUGUGCAAGCAGGGGCUGCAACAGGCGCGGGAGAGGUUGCAGCAGGAAGAUGAGAAGGAGGCCAAGACAUGGUGUCCCGUAUUGGCUGUCGGGUCUCACGGUGAUGGAGGGUUCUCUUUUAUGCUCUUUUCCAUUCCCAUCGUACGGUGCGUGGGCACAGGCGGUGAAGCACAACACCAGGGUGCUUACCCGACGUUCACGGCGCAUGGCGGUGGGGGAUGCGCAGGACCCCGUCUUGGCGGAAUAUGGCGCCGUGCUGGGCAGCGCGGUGAUGGACGGUAUCGCACGGGUGAUGCAGCGUGUGGGGAUCGAUGCGUCAGGCGUGCAGGUGAUGCCUCGUCGAUGAGUGGGUGCAAGGGGGCCGGUUCGGGAUUGGGAUUUCGGGUUCACACAGCGAUGGCGAUACCCCCCCAUGACCGCCUCUUGGGCCGCGGGCCAGGGCACAUGGUGAAGGCAGCGCCGGGUGAGGGGAAGUUCAGCUACGUGUCGAUUGCUGGGGGGGAGGGCGAGUGGUAUGCUCGGUGCAUCAUGCUAUUCCAUUUCAUUGACGGCGAGGCCCAGAUUCACAGGCGCGCCGUGGUGUGGUAUUUCGACGAGCAUCCCACCCCAUGCCCCGUGACGGGAUGCGCGAGGCUACUGCCGACUGUGGGAGAGGAUGAGUACGCCGUUGUCGAGGUGGACAACAUUCUGUCCCUUGCCCACAUUGUCCCGUGUUUCACUGAGCCCCGGUUCUCUUUGGUGAACCGGUUUCUGUUUGAUGACUGA